AUGGUUGGGGGAAAAUCACCAAUCGAUGCUUUUAAGUGCCAGUUAGUUUGCAAACUCUUUAGAGAUUCUGCAACAUUAGACACAAUAUAUCAAACCAUGGAUAAAAAGCGAUUAAGGUUUCGUCCAUUUAGUGCUGAUAUGUAUGAAGUCUUACGCAGAUGCAGAAAGUUGAACAACCCAUACAUACUCUUCAACUAUGGAAUGUUAGGAGAAGAUGACGCAGGGAAACAGUUGCUUCAAUAUGCAACUGAUAAGGGACAGUUGGAUGCUAUCUUCGUUCUGGGAAUGUUAUUGAUGGCCGAAGGCAGUGAAAGGAAGCAAGAAGCUCUAAUCAUGUUGAAUAAUGCUUACAUUAAUACAAGAAGAUGUUGGAAUCUGAGACAAACCUGUUACAAGGUUCGAAGCCACUUGGAUGCAUGUUUGGUUGAGUUUGCUAAGAUGUUUGACAUUAGUUUAGAGUAG
Lactuca sativa (garden lettuce) is the source of this 462-nucleotide messenger RNA. RefSeq names its product putative F-box protein At1g67623. The record is from RefSeq and is a predicted model, not a curated record. NCBI's taxonomy places the organism in Eukaryota, Viridiplantae, Streptophyta, Magnoliopsida, Asterales, Asteraceae.